Molecule: messenger RNA, 1230 nt
Organism: Papilio xuthus (Asian swallowtail)
Lineage: Eukaryota; Metazoa; Arthropoda; Insecta; Lepidoptera; Papilionidae
Product: thioredoxin domain-containing protein 3 homolog
Exons: 8
Coding region: 1-1230 (409 amino acids)
Source: RefSeq, a predicted model, not a curated record
AUGUCGCUCUCGCCUGCGGUCGCACAUCACUCCACCACCGGCCCGGCCACCUCCGCCGCUGCGGGUGCAGGCAAGAAAGCAGCGCAGGUACAGCUGCAGGCGGAUCUCAACAAUGACGACGACUGGAACAAGUUCCUACAAAGAGAUGGUCUACUAGUGGUCGACGUGUACUCGGAGUGGUGCGGCCCCUGCCUGGGAAUGGUGGGCAAUCUCAAGAAGAUCAAGGUCGAGCUCGGCGGAGACAACCUCCACCUUGCUGUCGCGAAGUCAGACACCAUCGAGUGCCUGAAGAGGUUCCGACAUCGCAGCGAGCCCACCUGGCUCUUCAUUGCGGGCGGGCAGCUGCUUAAUGUGGUGUUCGGUGCGGACGCGCCGCGGCUGGCGCGCACCAUCGAACAGGAGCUGCACAACGAAGAGCUCGCCCGCCGCGGGGAGCUGGAGCGCCCGCGCAGGGCCCCGCACGAGCUCACGCCGCCGGAACAGGAGGCGGCGGAUCUGCAGGCGAAGCAGCUGGCGGAGCGGCGACAGCGUGAGGCUGCGGCACGCGAGGCGGCGCAUGCGGCGCGGCGGGAGGCGCGGGCGACGCGGCUGGAGCGACACUUCUCAGACCUUUGCGCAGCGCUGCUCAUGCCGCACGCACAAAAACAUCUCAGGAAGGUGGCGGAGGCACUCGAGCCGUUCGGCAUAGCGGUGGCGGACAAGUGCCCGCUGGUGCUCGGCCAACAGGGCGCGCGAGCUCUGGCGGCCGAAGCGGAGGAGAUGGGCUCCGCGGGCGCCGCCGCCGUGCUGGCGGAGCGACCCGCACUCGCGCUGUUACUCAAGAAGCUGCCCGACAAGGAGGGCGACGUCAUCGAACUGACGCGUCGCGCUCUUUACGGGGAGGGCUCGGACCUAGAAGAGGGAGCGCAAAAAAAAUUCCUGGCGCAGGAGUUGUGCGCGGACGACUUACCCGGAUUGUACGCGCCCAAAGACCGACAUCGGCGCGCGGCCCUCCUCGACCUGCUCUUUCCCAAGAUGGUGGGCGCGGUGGUGGAGCCCCCGGUGAGCGCGGAGCCCCCGCACGUGGCGUUGGUGUUCGGUGCGUGGCAGCGGCGUGCGGUGCUGGCCGCCGCCGACCGCAGCGCCCCGCUCCUGCUGCGCUACGGCUUCUUCGCCGACGCCAAUGUACAGGAGCCGAAGCUGCUCUGCAAGACUAUAGAACAUUACGAGGAGCGGGCCGAGAAGGACUAG